This is a messenger RNA of Brachypodium distachyon (stiff brome), 1996 nucleotides long. Its product is annotated as hydroquinone glucosyltransferase. Lineage: Eukaryota; Viridiplantae; Streptophyta; Magnoliopsida; Poales; Poaceae. The transcript has a single exon. Bases 246 to 1712 code for a protein of 488 amino acids. Gene Ontology annotation, molecular function: UDP-glycosyltransferase activity. The record is from RefSeq and is a predicted model, not a curated record.
AGUCACUCCCAUCCUUUAAUUAUUUAGCUUAGAAUUGAGUGAUAAUAUAGGCUUAACUUUGGCCCCUCGUUGCCCAGCGGGGAGCUAGCAAAUGCUGCUAUGCUCUCCUAUAUAUAGGAGUAGCAAGCUAGUUCACACUUUGGUCCAUAGACAUACAGAUUCACACGUACGGCCGGGUAUCAUCAGUAGCAAGCAAGUUCAAAGUUGAUUUGCUCCCGCGAGGGUCGAGACAUAUACACACCGCAAUGGCAAUAGAGGCAGCAUCAGCAACGCCAGCACCGGAGCGAAGCACGACGCACGUGGUGCUGCUGGCGUGCCCCGGCGCCGGCCACGUCCUCCCGGUGGCCGAGCUCGCGCGGCGCAUCGUCGCGCAUAACGACGGCUUCACCGCCACGCUCGUCACCCACACCAACUUCUCCUCGGGCGACCACUACGCCUCCACCUUCGCCUCCCUGCCGCCGUCCGUCUCCACUGCCCAGCUCCCGGAGAUGUCCAUCGACGACCUCCCCGCCGACGCCCGCGCCGAGACCCGCAUCAUCACCAUCGUCAAGCGCGCGCUCCCGCACCUCCGAGACCUCCUCCUCCGGCUGCUCGACUCCCCGGCCGGCGUCGCGGCUUUCGUGCCGGACCUCUUCUGUCCGUGGGCGCUCGAGGUCUCCGGGGAGCUCGGGAUCCCGGGAUACAUCUUCUGCCCGUCGAACCUCAUGGGGCUCUCCUCGCUGCUCUACACUCCCGAGCUGGACAGGACCACCACCUGCGAGUUCCGCGACCUCCCGGACCUCGUCCGCCUCCCGGGCUGCGUGCCGCUGCACGGCGCCGACCUGGUCGACACCAUCCAGGACCGCGGCGACCCGGCGUACCCGCUCAUGGUCGAGCUCGGGGAGCACUACCUCCUCGCCCAAGGCUUCCUCGUCAACACCUUCGACGCCAUGGAGCACGAGACGAUAUUAGCGUUCCAAGAGUUGUCCGACAAAGGCGUAUACGCCCCGGCCUACGCGGUCGGCCCGUUCGUCCGGUCGUGCUCCAACGAGUCGAACAAACACAGCUCGUUACAGUGGCUGGACGCGCAGCCGGACGGGUCGGUCCUGUACGUGUGCUUCGGCAGCGGCGGCACGCUGUCGACGGCGCAGACGGCGGAGCUGGCGGCCGGGCUGGAGGCGAGCGGGCAGAGGUUCCUGUGGGUGACGCAGUUCCCCAGCGACAAGGACCGGUGCGCGAGCUUCUUCGGCGGGGGCCGCGACGGGGACAGCCCCGUGAACUACCUCCCCGAAGGGUUCGUGGAGAGGACCAGAGGGACCGGGCUGGCCGUGCCGCUGUGGGCGCCGCAGGUGGAGGUGCUGAACCACCCCGCCGUGGCCGGCUUCGUGUCCCACUGCGGGUGGAACUCCACGCUGGAGGCCGUGGCGGCGGGCGUGCCGACCAUGGCGUGGCCGCUGUACGCGGAGCAGAGGAUGAACGCCGUGAUGCUGUCGGAGCGGGUGGGCCUGGCGCUGCGGCCCAGGGCCCGGGAGGAGGACGGGGUCGUGCCGCGGGACGAGGUGGCGCGGGUGGCCAGGGAGCUCAUGGUGGGGGAGAAGGGCGCGGCGGCGAGGAAGAAGGCCCGCGAGCUGCGGGAGGCGGCCCAAAAGGGAUUGGCUCCCGGCGGGAAGUCGCGCGAGGCGCUCGAGGCCAUCGCCGGCAAGUGGAAGAAGGCUGUUGGGAAUGGCAACUGAACGGCGGCUGCUUGAUUGCGGAUCUGCUACACUCUGAUCGAUGAGACCUGUGAGCAUGGGGGCUUUGGCGUGGCACGUCCUCCGGUCGGUGAGAUCUCAGACGGUCGCGACGUCUUAGCUUUCGUACAUUUAUUUCUUGUACUUGUAUGUUGUAUUGCGUGUUGUGCGUUUGGUUCUUCCCAGAAGAAGAAUAACGCUGCGGUCGCUUUUCGGCUGAGCAAAUCGUGAAGGUGUGUCUCAUCGAUCAAAUUGGCCAACUUAAAUAGAACAGCAAACUCGCACUA